AUGAGAUUUCUACUGUUCCCUAAAGUAGUGGUGAAUAUUGUAGCAUGGUAUAAAAAACCAGCUAAAUCAACGAAACGCCUAAGCAAUCAAACCGAAGAAGGCAACCAUCUGGAUCCAUACAUCUAUAUAUCAACUAUUCGUGUUUCACUUUCCGAAACAUUAUUAAGCGAGCGAUGGAUGAAGCUUGUUGAGGACAAUGCAGGUAUUUGCAGUUACAUUGCUACUCUUCAACAAAUAUCUUCACUUAUUCAACUUCUAUCCGGUUAUGAUGAUGCUUCUAACAUCAUGGGGUAUGAUGUUGCACGUCCAGUUGUUCGACUGACUAGCAACUCUGUUCCAUACUUCCUAAUGAAUCUGUAA
Molecule: messenger RNA, 360 nt
Organism: Heterobilharzia americana
Lineage: Eukaryota; Metazoa; Platyhelminthes; Trematoda; Strigeidida; Schistosomatidae
Source: the annotation of a GenBank genome assembly